AUGGUCCGACCACCCCAGCUGACCUUUGGAAGGAAAGUGUUGUUCAGGGCGAAGGCUAUGACGAAUGAAGCAAAGAAGGUGUUUUCCACCUGGGAGUGGGGCUGCUACUUGGGUCGUUCAAUGAUCUCGGCAGAGGGUCAUCCCAUCCUUAAGGAUUCCACCGGGGCCGUCAUUACCAGCAGAUCCGUACGAGCAGGUUUGGUUGACGUUGACGAUGAGCUCCUUGAGCCCCUUGUGGCUGAGGACCCAGAGCCAGUUGUCAUGCCUGUUCCACCGCAUCGUCUCCGAGAAAAAACGUAUGUGGCCAAGGUGGCUGAGCAGGAGUUGAUGGCUGAAGAGCAAGCUUCAAAGCUACUGCGCUCUGGAAACAUCACUCCUCAAACAGUAUCCCGGAUGCUGCAGCACUUGGUCAAGGAAUCAGCUGCAGACACGAAGCGACGCGGACAAACUAGCGGCCAUAGGUACCUGGGCGGGUUUCGUCGAGGGCCCUUCUCGGGUGCUCAACCAAUUCCUGCUUGGAAAAGCACAGGCCAAAGGCAUACCAGAUUUUUCGUUGGGUUUCUGUGGGUCUUUUCGCCAACCCAGAGGUGCCUGCGCAUAGGGACUUUCCCACAACUUUGGGCUGGUGAUACCGGGUAUUACCAACCUAUGGACAGAAGAGGCGCUGAACUCUUCUUCAGUUCCCGCCGGUCAGUUUGGUUGUCGCCCCUAAAGCCAGGCCUCCAGUUCAACCCCAAGAUACCCCACGCUGUGGUUCGUACCCCGGAGUGGGUUGUGGUCGGUUACACCCCUAAUGGCUUCUCAGUCGACGUCGAACGAGACCGACUGCAAUCCUUCAGGUCCAAAGGUUCAGGACAAUCGGGUGCCAGCCAGAGGCGUGCCAGGUGUUCUAGGUCUGCCAACAGGUGCAUUCUUCCCAGGGCAUCGGACCCUUGGAGCAUGUCCCAGGCGUGCCAGGUGAAGCAGGUCUGCCAACAGGUGCAUUCCGCCCCCCGGUCGCAGCUCAGGGCAUCGGACCCUUGGAGCAUGUCCCAGGCGUGCCAGGGCAUCGGACCCUUGGAGCAUGUCCCAGGCGUGCCAGGUGAAGCAGGUCGGUCAACAGGUGCAGUCCGCCCGGUCGCAGCUCAGGGCAUCGGACCCUUGGAGCAUGUCCCAGGCGUGCCAGGUGAAGCAGGUCUGUCAACAGGUGCGGUCAGUGUUUCUCCGCUUGCGCCAGGUGCAGAGGUUCAAGGCAAUCAGGUGCCAGCCUCCAACACGACUACCAUCUCUGAACCUGCCACCGGCUCAAAUGCCAGUCUCCCAAACCUCCAGGCGAUUUCUGAGAAGAAGGGUGAGGUAAUCCCAGCUGCCAGGGCUUGUCCUGCUUGGCUUCCACGCCUUUCAGCCACUCGAGCUGACCCAAGUCCUAGGAUCACUUCCGGACCUUCCCAGCUUAAGUCAGUUGAGCCCGCGGUCAUCGAACACAUAGAAGCUCAUCUGGCGGACCUCGACGCCAAUGAGCGCAAGUUGGAGAUCACUCACGAAGCUUCUCCAAAGGAGGCCAGGCAGCACUUGGAAAAAUGGAAGGAAUCGAUGGAGGAAGAACUGAAUGGUCAGUUGGCUUCAGGUUGUUUGACUCGCCGAGACGGAGAGGAAGCACGACAGCUUUUGAAGCGUCCGGACGCUGAAGUCUUGAGCAGCCUGAAUGUGUGGACCGUCAAGCCACCCAAGCCCAACAGCAACAAGAUGUACAGGCGAAAAGUCAGGACCGUGGCCUGUGGAAAUCAAAGCGAGGUCACCAGUGAAGUGAACACUUACGCCUCUGGUGCCAGAGCUGGUUAG
Molecule: messenger RNA, 1821 nt
Organism: Symbiodinium natans
Lineage: Eukaryota; Dinophyceae; Suessiales; Symbiodiniaceae
Source: the annotation of a GenBank genome assembly